ACAAUCAGCCCCCCCUCGCACCGGCUGUUUUUUCUGUGCUUUCGUCAGCGAAAAAGAUCAACAGAGCGUUACGUCAAUUACUUGAACCGACAUAAAGCAGAGUUCAAAAGACGUCUUUACUCACAGUAGUUUUUAGCUAGUUAUCUCUUCUUCAAGUAAACACUCAGUAUGCCUUCUGCUGACGCCCUCCUUCAGACCUUCGCACAACCGGAAGUCAUCUUGCACCCAGCGACAGCUGCCAUAGCAACCAUCCUCGUUAUUAUUUCCAUAUACAUCUACGGUACCUACCCCUUCAGGAUACUCAAGAAACUCAAAAUUCCAGGCCCACAGCCGUUAGCUUUCUCGGGCAACCUUAAAGAAGUAGAGAAACAUGGCGGCCUUCAUCUGGCUUUACUGGAAUACAAGAAGAAAUACGGCAAAGUUUUCUCGUUGUGUAUGGGAAGACACGUCGCUGUUGUUGUCGCUGACCCAGAUAUGCUUCGACAGAUUCUUGUCAAAGAUUUUGCCUCCUUCAGGAAUCGAUUUUUCAGGUUCCCUCCAAAUAAUAAAAUUAAAUUCGGGUUGAUGACGGCAAAGGAUGAUGACUGGAAGAGGAUCCGGUCCACGCUGACACCAACGUUCAGCUCGGGGAAACUGAAGCAGAUGGUCUCUUUGAUAGAAGAGUCAUGUGAUGUAUUGGUUGAGAAACUUGAAGAGGUUGCUGAUACAGGUCGCAGCAUCGAUAUAUUUUCUUGGUACAGCAAGAUGACAUUCGAAGUCAUUUUGUCAUCUGCAUUUGGGAUUAAAUCAGACGUACAAAGAACCCCCGACAAUGAAUUCCUGCUGAAAGCGCGAUCGAUUUUCCACCCGCCGGCGAUAUUAAUGAUGCUUAUGGCUCUUCCUGGUGCACGGCUUCUUCGCGGAUUGUUCAGCCAGUCUGCUGGCAGUUUAGGAUAUUUUCUUGACUUAGGGGACAAGAUCAUCCGUAUGAGAAGAGAAUGUAAGAAUGAGAGGCAAGAUCUUUUACAACUCAUGCUUGUAGCUCAUGAUCCUGAAGGAGGGAACAAGGGUGGUCUAAGUGACGACGAAAUCACUGCCCAAUCUGCGACGUUCCUUCUUGCUGGCCACGAGACUUCAAGUAAUGCUCUGACGUUCAUCACCUACCAUCUCGCCAUGAACCCAAACAUACAAGAAAAGCUUAGACAAGAGAUUUCAGCCUCCUUUAAAGAGAACCCUGAGAAGUCUCUCUACGAGCAGUGCUUUGCGAUUGAAUACCUUGAUUGCGUUGUCAACGAAUCGCUCCGCAUGAACCCUCCAGCGCAUGUGAUGACCCGAGUCUGCAACAAGACUUGUACUGUCAAUGGCGUCAUAAUCCCUGAAGGUAUGGAAGUCAAAUACCCCAUCUAUGCCCUGCACCAUGACCCACACCUCUGGACCAACCCAGAGAAGUUCGACCCAGACCGUUUCCUUAGCCCAGCCAAGGAUUUAAUCAACCCCUUUCAGUUUCUUCCAUUCGGAGGUGGACCUCGUACGUGUAUCGGAAUGAGGUUUGCCAUGUUGGAAAUUAAGAUGACGCUGAUCAAGAUCCUACGUAAACACAGGUUCGUUCGCUCGCCAGAAACUCAAGUGCCUAUGAAUGUCGUAUCUGGUAUCACCCUUACGUCCAAAGAUGGGCUCCACAUUCGAUUAGAGACUUUUUGAAGAAGUUUAAUGUUACUCAGAGAUGCUUGUAUAGAAUAUAAUAGAGACAAUUGAAAGAUAGAUGUCAAUAAACCUCUUUAGCUUUUUUUAGUGUUUCCAUUAGGGUGGUAAGCUUAUUUUUUACCUUUGCAAUGUAUUUUUUGUAAGGAUAUUGUGUUGCGGCGAACAGCAAUAAACUAAACUAAACUAA
Molecule: messenger RNA, 1870 nt
Organism: Actinia tenebrosa (Australian red waratah sea anemone)
Lineage: Eukaryota; Metazoa; Cnidaria; Anthozoa; Actiniaria; Actiniidae
Product: cytochrome P450 3A4
Molecular function (GO): steroid hydroxylase activity; heme binding; iron ion binding
Source: RefSeq, a predicted model, not a curated record